ACUGUAACAAGUGAUAUAAAUUAUAAAAUAAAAAAGACAAGGAAGAUGCAAUUAAAAGAACAAAAUUUUGCUGAGACUUCUGGAACAUCUUACGAAGUCUACAUGGAAAAAAGAAGAUUACCUGGUAUAUUAAGGACGAUAAGCAGGACAUCUAUCACGAACAUCACGAAAUCUCGAUUGGCCCUACGACAGGGAGAAUCCACUUCGUCGCUUUCUUCGUUCGACAGACCUUCUGUUAAAUUUGUUAACGUAAAAGGCGACAACGGAAAGGACAGUGUUAUGAGUGAACAAGAAGAAAAACAAAUAAUGAUGAACCAAUCGGAAAUACAGAAUAAAUCGCAUAUUGACGAGCAAGAGGAACAUGAAGAACGCGAAGAAUGCGAGGAACGUGACGAAGAUUAUUCAGUAUCAGCAUCAGCCAUCAUUCUACGACGUAAUUCCUCACGACGACAAAGUAGACGCAAACGACGAACGUCUUCACCCUUUGCUACCGAAGGUGAAGAGGUCAAUGCAGUUCGACGGCAAUCUUCAGCAUACACGAAUAGCUCUAUCGACACUGCUAUCUCGAUCGAAGAUGGUGGCACACAAGAACAAGUUUUUGAAAAGCUAAAGUUACACAAAGAAGUUUUGAAUGGUGUGAAAGAGGAACCAUGGCCAUUACGUAAAAAGAUGAAAUUAGUUCGACAAGCAAAAUUAUACGUUAGAAAGCAUGAAGGUGUUCUGCAAGAAAGACUCGCUCAAAACCGUAGCACGAAGGACGUCAUUGCUCGUGUUUCUCUUCUAAUCACAAAGAAAUGGCAAUAUUUCCGUCGUGAACUGAUCAAUCUUGAGACUUGGCUCAUACCUUGGGAACUUCGUAUCAAAGAAAUAGAAUCACACUUUGGUUCAGCCGUGGCAUCGUAUUUCACGUUUCUAAGAUGGCUCUUUUGGAUAAAUUUUGUGAUUACUAUUUUGCUUACGGCAUUUGUAGCAGUACCUGAGAUGUUUAUAGCCGAUGUAAAGUUCGCCGGUGAGAGAAAAAUGAUACCAAAGGAAGAAAGAAUAAAAUCUAGUCACCUAACGACAUUAUGGAAAUUCGAGGGUAUUCUUAGAUAUUCCCCAUUCUUUUAUGGCUGGUAUACUAAUCACGAUUCGAAGAAAGGCUAUAGACUACCACUUGCUUACUUCGUUACUAAUCUUGUCGUCUACACUUACAGCUUCGUUGUGAUAUUACGAAAAAUGGCUAAAAAUUCUCGGCAAAGUAAACUCACGGAAAAAGAAGAUGAAUGUACUUUCUCAUGGAAACUUUUUACCGGUUGGGACUUCAUGAUCGGUAAUCCCGAGACUGCUCAUAAUCGUGUUGCAAGUAUAGUUCUUAGUUUUAAAGAGGCUCUAUUAGAAGAAGCUGAAAAAAAAAAGGAUAAAAGAAAUUGGAAAAUUAUAUUGAUCAGAAGCUUUGUCCAUAUAUCGGUUCUAUCUUUGUUAGCACUGUCAGCUUAUAUCGUAGUUGAAGUAGUAGCACGAAGUACCGAGGAAGAAGCUGAUAAAAAUUUGUGGCGUCAAAAUGAAAUCACAUUGGUGAUGUCUCUCAUUUCUUACGUUUUUCCAAUUAUUUUUGAAGUUCUCGGUCUUCUCGAAAGUUAUCAUCCUAGAAAGCAACUUCGAAGGCAAUUGGCACGGAUAAUGGUCCUUAAUCUUUUGAAUUUGUACUCAUUAAUAUUCGCACUCUUCAAUAAAAUAAGUUACAUGAAAGAAAAAUUAAUCCAAUUGAAUCCUACGAAAAUGAAUUGUAAAUAUAUACCUGUAAAAUGCGUUGGCAAUCUAAUAAAUUCCGAAUCAACUGUAACUUUAGCAUCUCUCAGUUUAGCGUUAAUGGGUAGUGUGACUUAUGCAAAUAUCACUGAUCAGUCGAUCAAACAAAAUCAAUCUGCUUCUAUACAAUACGAAGGAUUUAUUAAAGAAUUUUUAUCGAACGAUAAUAAUUUUCGCCAUUUCAAUUACGGAGAUUACAAUUCCAACUCGGAAGAUUAUUACAACAAUGGCGAUUAUCCACCAAUUGAUAACGACCUCUUCAAUAAUACUUUCAUAGACAAUGAAAUUAAUAAUACUUGGUUGAGCACAACUAGUAAUAACGAGGAAUUUCAGACGACUAAUUCAAGUUUGUAUACUAACGAAGAUUAUCGAAAUACUGAAAGUUUUGCAGAAAAUUCGACGGAUAGUUAUUCGAGCGAAAGCACGUCUGGUACAUCGAAAGAUAAUGAUAUUUAUGAAGAGUAUAAUUCUAGCUCUAGCACGACAAAAUUCGAUAUCACAAAAGAAAGUAAUAAUUUUGUGACAGAAUACAGUGUAUUCAGUACGGAAGGAAAUGACAACGCAACGAACACAUCAAAUGUUUCGAACGAACUAAGUGGAUCUGAUAUUCCACUUACAGAAAAUAUAAAACAUAUUGUUAUGUGUUACGAGAGAAUAUGUACCAGCGAGACUCAAGAAGAGGCACCAGUACAAAGAUUAGAUUUAAAAACGCGUAAAGAGCUUCGACGUUUAUGUUGGGAGACAAUGUAUGGACAGGAACUUGCUAAAUUAACUGUUAUGGAUUUGGUAAUGACAAUUGUUUCCACGCUUGGUAUGGAUUUUUUUCGAGCUGUGUUCGUACGUUGUAUGAACAAUUGUUGGUGUUGGGAUCUUGAAAAACAAUUUCCACAAUACGGGGAUUUUAAAAUCGCCGAGAAUAUACUUCAUUUAGUGAAUAAUCAGGGUAUGGUCUGGAUGGGCAUGUUCUUCAGUCCUGGUCUGGCAGUGUUGAAUCUUCUGAAGCUUGGCAUUCUUAUGUAUUUACGUUCGUGGGCAGUUUUAACAUGCAAUGUACCUCAUGAAAUAGUUUUUCGAGCAUCCAGGUCUAAUAAUUUCUACUUCGCAUUAUUACUGAUGAUGUUAUUUUUAUGCGUACUACCAGUCGGUUAUGCCAUAGUUCGGGUCGAACCAUCCUGGCAUUGCGGUCCAUUUUCUGGCUAUUCAAGAAUCUAUAUGUUUGCGACGAAAAGUCUUAAAGAUAGUUUACCUGAAGUAAUCAAGCCAUGUCUCGAUUAUAUAUCAUCAGCUAGUAUGGUAAUACCUCUAAUCGUUCUAAUGACGUUAAUUAUUUACUACAUGGCUUCACUAACGGGAUCUCUCAGAGAAGCCAAUAACGAUUUAAAGAUACAAUUGCGUCAAGAACGUACGGAAAAACGACGUAAAUUAUUCAAGAUCGCGGAGAAAAGACAAGAAGCUAUUGAUACGUCGUUCGCUAGAUGGAAAAAAGCAGUUUUGCCGUCAAAUAAUUCAAACAAAUGUGAUUCUUAUACGGCGAUAGCGAUUGAAAAACUAAACGAUGUGGUAACGCAUGAAAGGAAAUAUUCGAUAACUUUUGAAGAAGUUGGGAUUACUGAUGUUGAGCCGGAAUCUUUACCACAUGAUUCUAAUUUACGUCGAAAAAUGCAUGAAGUUCGAGAUUUUGGCAGAACGAAUAUCUUCAGCAAUUCUUUAGUAUCACCGUCGAGCAAGGAUGCACUUAUACCAGAGAUUCGAAUAAACGAGGCCGAAGAUAAAACAACAAAGAAUAAUUUUCAUUCAGUAAAUGAAAAAAGUGAUACCGACUGA
Vespula vulgaris is the source of this 3615-nucleotide messenger RNA. RefSeq names its product transmembrane channel-like protein. The transcript has 18 exons. The record is from RefSeq and is a predicted model, not a curated record. Bases 46 to 3615 code for a protein of 1189 amino acids. Lineage: Eukaryota; Metazoa; Arthropoda; Insecta; Hymenoptera; Vespidae. Gene Ontology annotation, cellular component: plasma membrane. Gene Ontology annotation, molecular function: mechanosensitive monoatomic ion channel activity.